Messenger RNA from Elaeis guineensis (African oil palm), 2437 nucleotides. RefSeq names its product ceramide kinase. Lineage: Eukaryota; Viridiplantae; Streptophyta; Magnoliopsida; Arecales; Arecaceae. Gene Ontology annotation, molecular function: ceramide kinase activity. Gene Ontology annotation, biological process: phosphorylation; ceramide metabolic process. The record is from RefSeq and is a predicted model, not a curated record.
CGAAAAUAAUAUCAGCCUCCACGGAAGAAAGGGCCAAACCGGGCGCCUGCUUCUUCUCUUCCGGCCUUGACAUCGAGCUGAUCGUAAACCUUCCUUUCUCUUCCAUCCAUGGAUAGGAGCGGGAAGGUCUUGCGCUCCACGCUGUUCCUGGAUCAGGUCGGCGAGGUUGUCGUCACCCUCGAUCCCGACGGCUUGUCCUGGAAACCCCUCGAUAGGGGUUCAGUUGCAUCUUCGUGCUUGUGCAUGAAACGUCAUUCAAAGAUUGAAACUGAGGUCAAUUUUUCAAAUGUCUACGCUGUAGAAUUUAUUGAUCGAGGCUUGAUUCAUGACUCUCAUUGGAAUUGUGGCAGGUUUCUUUUGGGCAGUACCUCUGAGAUGUACCGGUUUGUGGUGCAUGGAUUUCAUAAACCCAAAACGUGUUGUUCUCCUUGGGUUCUUUCUGAGUACACUUUCGGGCAUGAGGAUUUGCAGAAAUGCCAAAUGUGGGUGGAAGACAUAAAUGCUUAUAUGAAAGAUGGAGCUGGAAGGCCAAAGAGUCUUUUGGUCUUUGUACAUCCAUUAUGUGGGAAAGGAAAAGGAAACAAAACUUGGGAAAUGGUUGCUCCUAUAUUUUCCCGUGCUAAAGUACAAACAGAGGUGAAAGUGACUAAGAGGGCAGGGCAUGCAUUUGAUAUAAUAUCAUCUUUAUCAGAUGGAGAACUUUGUUCUUUUGAUGGCAUUGUUGCUGUGGGGGGUGAUGGUCUCUUUAAUGAAGUUCUGAAUGGCCUUCUUUCCUCAAGGCACAAGGGUCCUUAUCCACCAGCUCCAACAGAGUUCGGUUAUUCUGUAAAUGAUGAAAAGAAUCAAAUGUUUGGAAAUAAUAGCAAUAAUAAUGGUAGAGCCUAUUGUAAUGAUGAAAAUGGCUUGUCUCCUGAGACUUCUUCUCAAAGUGACGAUCAUGAACCUCUUCUCUCAAAUUCAGAAUCUAAUGGAGUGGGCAUCCCAAAAUUCACAAAUAAAUGUGGACCAUGUAAUACAGAUCAAAAUCCUGUAAUUUCCUUCCCAAAUGAUUGGUUUAGACUUGGAAUAAUUCCAGCCGGCUCCACUGAUGCUAUUGUGAUUAGUACUACUGGCAUGCGAGAUCCUGUAACAUCUGCUUUGCACAUUGUCCUUGGCAAGAGCAUGUCACUUGAUAUAGCUCAGGUUGUCAGAUGGAAAACUAGCCCUUCAUCCAUGGAUUUGCCUUAUGUACGCUAUGCAGCUUCUUUUGCAGGGUAUGGAUUCUAUGGAGAUGUCAUCAAGGAGAGUGAAAAAUAUCGUUGGAUGGGCCCUGUACGUUAUGAUUUUGCUGGGACAAAGGUGUUUCUGGAACACAGAUCAUAUGAGGCAGAAAUAGCUUUCCUGGAAACUGAAAAUUUUGAUCCACUUACUGGCAUAACAGAUACUGGGGGAAAUAAGACACAAUCAUCACGACUUUCUGGACAAAAUUCUAACAAAGUGAUUUGCCGUAUGAACUGCACUGUCUGUAAUCAGACAAAAAAUUCUGCUCAGUUUCCUUCAAAUAGAGCCAUCACUAGCCCCAACAUUCAUUCUGAGAACUCAAGAUGGCUGCAAUCUAAGGGACGCUUCAUCAGUGUUGGCGCGGCAAUUAUUUCUUGUCGUAAUGAAAGAGCUCCUGAUGGUUUGGUGGCUGAUGCGCACCUUGCUGAUGGAUUUCUUCAUCUUAUACUUGUCAAAGAUUGUCCUCGUCCAUACUACUUAUGGCAUCUUAUGCAGCUUACAAGGAGCGGUUUGAACCCUCUAAACUUUGAUUUUGUGGAACAUCAUAAAACACCUGCAUUUACCUUUGCUUCAUCACAUGAUGGAAGUGUUUGGAACUUGGAUGGCGAGAUCCUUCAAGCAUGCCAAGUCUCUGUACAAGUAUGCCGAGGUCUCAUCAACUUCUUUGCAUCAGGGCCUGAAGUUUAACAAUAUUCUCCAAGCCGACCCAUGUGUUCCUGUAAAAGGAAGAAUCAUAUGAGUGAGUUAUGGAUGAUCCCUGCACUGCUUCUGAUGGGUAUACAUACCACUGAAAUGUGAAGGAGACACGGCUCAGAAGAAAUGAUGAGUCUCUUCUUUCUGCAAUCAAGGACUGGAAGUCCAGGACCGAAUGACCUGCAAAGCUGUGUCCUAGAAGGUCAUUGUCAUAGUUCACAUAAUCAGGAGAAGCCCACCUCCAUACAAUAACGGUAGAGAUCCCACGCAUCAUUGGGAGGACAUUGACAAUGUCCAUUGGGACUUUGAAAUGCUAGUAGUUUCAAGAUAGUGUAUAUGCAACAUCCACAGUGAAACAAGUUUAGAAUGGUAGAACAUAAAGGUUCUAAAUAGAGCAAUAUCUGACAUAUGCCCAACGAAGUUUUGUUCUGUGAAACAGCUCUUUUCAGGACACAAGCUCUCUUUCGGCCAGUUUCAUGCAUCA